Beta vulgaris subsp. vulgaris (sugar beet) is the source of this 2558-nucleotide messenger RNA. RefSeq names its product xyloglucan O-acetyltransferase 2. The record is from RefSeq and is a predicted model, not a curated record. Gene Ontology annotation, molecular function: O-acetyltransferase activity. Gene Ontology annotation, cellular component: Golgi apparatus. The coding region runs from base 599 to 2086 and encodes 495 amino acids. NCBI's taxonomy places the organism in Eukaryota, Viridiplantae, Streptophyta, Magnoliopsida, Caryophyllales, Amaranthaceae. The transcript has 4 exons.
AAGCACUAACAAUUACCACAUGUCCACAUUCCUAAUUUAUCGAACAUACUUUAACUGACACUCAAUUUUAUAAGGCUAGUAAAGACACACUUUUUGCCAUUGUAAAGAAGAUGAUGCCCUCUCAAUUUCCUCACAAAAGUCUAAAUGGAUUUCAUUCACAUGAAAAGAAAAAGUGAAAAUCUAAUUGAUUUGAACAAUCCAUAUCAAAAGACAAAGUAGUUGGCCAAACACCCCUAAAUUCUAGGUUUAUAUAUUUAUACUUUGACUUAAUCACAUACCCUCCACACCAUUUUUUCUUUCCUAAAAUACCCUCCAUUCUCUCUGUUAAGUGUCUCCUUCAAUUGCCAAUUCAGAGAAGUGCAACAUGUUCACUACAUAUGUUCUCAAAAACAAAAAGGUAAACAAAAUUAAUUUGAGAUUAAAAAAAACAUAGUUUGAAGAAAAACACAAAAAAGGCAGAAACUUUUGGCCAGUAUUUCACCAUUGUACUUUCUGCAGGAGCUUUUAAGCAUAAAAAGAAAGCAGAGAGAUAGUGAAACAGAGAAAAUUAUCAGAGAAAAAAAAAUUGAAGAAAUAAAUACUUCUAAAAAUAGUAAUAAUGGUAAUCACAAAUUCAUGGAAAACCCAACAAUCUCUAACCAAGAAACUCUUACCAUAUGUUCUUUAUUCAAUAUUUCCAUUAGCCCUCCUUCAUUUUUAUCUUUAUCCUUUUCCACCUCUUCCUGGAUCUCCUGCUAAAGAUCAGUUUUCUAUUCCCACAAUUUUAUCUCCAUUUACAUCACAAAAUAAAGAAUUGAAAAUUGGAAAUGGGUUAUUAGAUUCACCAUCAUUACCACCUGAAGAAAAGGAAAAUGGAAAUGAAAAUGGGAAUUUACAUGAAGAAAUAGCAUCAUUACCUACUAAAGAAAAGGAAAUUGAAAAUGGGGUUUUACCAGAAAAGGAAAGUGAAAAUGGGGUUUUACCAGAAGGGAAGGGUAGUGAAGAAAUUUCAUCAACCUGUGACUAUGCAAAUGGGGAAUGGGUCCAAGAAAAGAAGGGUCCUUUGUAUAAUGGCUCAAGUUGUGGUACAAUAAAAGAUGGUCAAAAUUGCAUGAGCCAUGGGAGGCCUGACAUGGAUUAUCUUUAUUGGAGAUGGAAGCCAAGGCAAUGUGAUCUUCCAAGGUUUGAUCCUCGAUCGUUUUUGCAAAUAUUUGAAGGAAAACACAUAGCUUUUGUUGGGGAUUCCAUGGCAAGAAACCAAUUAGAGUCUUUACUAUGUAUGUUAGGCUCUCUUUCGCCUCCUAAUUUGGUUUUUACGAGCGGGGAUGAUAAUAAAUUCAGGAGAUGGCAUAUCCCUUCUCAUAAUGUUGUUGUUUCUGUGUAUUGGUCACCUUUUCUUGUUAAAGGGAUUGAGAAAACAAGUGAUGGAAAUCAAGAUUACAACAAAUUGUUCUUUGAUUCUAUUGAUGAAAGAUGGGGUUCUGAUCUGGAUACGAUUGAUAUGGUGGUUUUAUCGAUUGGUCAUUGGUAUUUACAUCCUGCUAUUUAUCAUGAUGGGGAUGUAAAGCUUGGGUGCCAUGCUCUUGAUACCAUGAAUUGCACCGACGUUCCGUUCUUUGAUGUGUAUGGCAAAGCUUUUAACACCACCCUAAAGGCCAUAAUUCAAAGGAAACUAGGGUCAGAAGGCAAGGGUAUUGAUGUUGUUGUGACCACAUUUUCACCACAUCAUUUUGAAGGGGAAUGGGAUAAAUUAGGUGCUUGCCCUAGAACGAAGCCAUUCAUGGAAGAGGAGAAGUCCCUUGAAGGAAUGGAUGCCCAAAUGAGAGAAGUACAGGUUGAAGAAGUAGAAAAGGCUAAAAUUUUGUUAAAUGCGGAUAAAAAUGUUUUGCCUAAGGUUAGGUUAGCAGCAGUAGAUGUUACAAAGUUGGCAUUGUUGAGGCCCGAUGGUCAUCCUGGCCCUUACAUGUAUUUUAACCCUUUUGCCGAUGGGAUUAAGGAGCGUGUUCAGAAUGAUUGUGUGCAUUGGUGCUUGCCAGGACCAAUCGAUACAUGGAACGAGAUUAUGUUGGAUGUUAUGACGAGAUGGCACACAUCAUCAAUGAAAUGAGAGGGAGAUUAUCUUGGUGUCAUUUUGAACUCAAUUGAAGGACUUCUUGUCCUUUUUCUUUCGUCAACCUGUUUGAUAUUGUACGCUAUUACAAACAGAAAUUUUCAAGAGAUAUUCAUAUGUGAACUGUGGUUGCCAAAUGAUGGUGGCCGGAGAUUUUUAUUGUCUUCCUCUUUGCAUUCUUGUACAACAAUAUGUUAGUAGCACCCAUACAGACAGAGCAUCCAGAGUUCGGCUACCUUUUGUAGGAUUUGCAUGACGGCAGUUGAGAGGCCUUUGCUAUGGAUCGGUUAGUUCAUGGCAAGUUCUUGUGAUGUGAACUAUAGUUGUAGGUUUCAGCUUUCUAUUUUUUCGAUUUGUUUCUAGACUUUUAUAAACUUAUGGAGUUAGACUGAUUGACUGCUCCUUUACUAUUGACACUUGAAUAUGUAUUCUUUACUAUGAUAUGUUAUUUGAUGAUAGUAAUUAGUAA